Molecule: messenger RNA, 1523 nt
Organism: Frankliniella occidentalis (western flower thrips)
Lineage: Eukaryota; Metazoa; Arthropoda; Insecta; Thysanoptera; Thripidae
Product: unconventional myosin-XVIIIa-like
Biological process (GO): vesicle transport along actin filament; actin filament organization
Cellular component (GO): vesicle; actin cytoskeleton; myosin complex
Molecular function (GO): actin filament binding; microfilament motor activity; ATP binding
Source: RefSeq, a predicted model, not a curated record
GACGGGCUGGUCGAGACUCUGCGACGGACGCGGGCCAAGUUCGUGUUCUGCUUCCUGCCCCACCACCACGCUGGGCUCUGCGACGCCAGGAGGGACUCGCUGAGCGGCGGCCUGUUGCCGUCCUCGCCCAACUCCAGCACCAUCUCCACCGACGAGUCGCUCAUGAACAUCCCUCUGCUGCGCUCGCAGCUGAGGGGCGCGCAGAUCCUGGCCGCCGUCCGGAUGCACAAGCAGGGCUUCCCCAAGUUCCUGCCCCUGUGGGAGUUCCGGCGGCGCUUCCGCCUGCUGGCUCCACCCGAGGCGCGGCCCGCCAGCCCCGUGGACGACGAGCGCAAGACGGGCCAGGAGCUGGUGGUCGGCAUGGACCUGGAGCCGGCGCAGUUCCGCAUCGGCCUGAGUCAGAGGUCCAGGACCUGGCGGUCCGCUGCAUCCAGCGCAACGUGCGCAAGUUCAUGAGCGUGCGCGACUGGCCCUGGUGGCGGCUGCUGGUGCGGGUCACCCCGCUGCUCAACGUGCACCGCACUGAGGAGGAGCUGCGCGCCAAAUCGGAGGAACUGGAGGCGCUUCGAAGCAAAGUGGACAAACUGGAAGCGGAGCGCACCCAGCUCAAGCACGAGAGUGACCGGCUGGAGGCCAAGGUAAGAAGAAAUCCUCUUCGACUCGCCAUCAUCAUCGUUUGCUUCGCGGCGUCCAUAUGUCUGAUCCUCCUGGCCCCACACCACCCUCUCGCCGUGCCGGUUGGGUUGCCUGCCCUCUCGGCGCGCGGCGGUCUCGUCCCACCUGCCGCGGGAAGGGCUUACGGCUUACGGCGCGCGCCGGGACCGCGGGGCCGCCGUCGAUCGUUUCGGCCGGGAGCGUGUCGGCGGCAUGACGACGCGACUCCGGUGAUCAACGACGUCAAGCCGUGUUUGUCCUUUUCCUCCUCGGCCCGGCUCCCGCCACUUGUAAUGUUUGCUCUCUACACAUCCUCGUUGGGCGAGUACCAGCUCAUAGGCGUCGUCCCCCUGUUGCAGCGCACUCCCUCCAUCUCCCUCUCUCCCUCUCUCUCUCCCUCUUCUUUCCCCUUUCACUCUCGCUGGCGCGCCGUCCGUCUUUGCCGUCGUGGUGCCUGUUGAGCUGUCAUUCAGUGCUUUGGUGUACAGUGCACUGUACCGAGAGUAACGGGCUGUGUUGGACGGCCGCCAGUGCGGGUGCCGGCGCGGCCCGAGGCUUCGCGUCCAUAGGUCGGGCAGCAGCCAUUCUCACCCUACGGCCCGCGUCCGCCGCCCACCCCGAUGGCACCCUUCCCCACGGAAGACGUCCCUUCGAAAGAAAACGUCUUUCCUGAAGGAAGACACCCGCCUGUAGGAAUACUCUUCGUCCUGACAACCUCCCCAAUACAACCGAUACACCCUCCCACUCAACACUUUUCCGCAAGACAUCCUUCCCCAAAACAACCCGGCCCCCAAAACACCCUACCUCCCCUACCUACACCUACACCCUUCCCCCAACAAGGGCAUCUUCUCGAGGCACUGUCCCUCCCC